CUAAAGCUUUUUAAGCUGCCACACUCUUCCUGGCGACUGCGUAUGUUAGGGAGAGAGAAAGAAAGCAAUGGGCUCCUUGCCGUCGAUCACCGUCGACCGGCGAGAGCUUGCCUUGCUAUUCGAGGACCAGCGGCGCCACCUGAAUCAUUUCUUCGACAACAUGGACAUUGGCCAGGCCCAGGCCUUCGCCCAGCUCCUCCUCGACGCGCCCGGCGCAGUUUUCUUCUCCGGCAUCGGUAAAUCCAGCUUCGUCGCGCAAAAGCUUUCACAAACCCUCACCUCCCUCGGAUUCAACCAAUCCGCCUACCUCCAUCCCGUGGACGCUCUCCACGGCGACAUCGGCGGGCUCUUUCAUUCCGACCUUCUGGUUCUCAUCUCCAAAUCUGGAUCAUCGGACGAGCUUCUCAAUUUGGUCCCCUGCGCCCGCGCAAAGGGCGCACGCAUUAUCUCCAUUACCUCCGUGCACGGCAAUCCCCUUGCCGCGCUUUGCGAUUUGAACGUCCACCUACCCCUUGAGAAAGAGGUCUGCCCUUUUGGCCUUGCGCCUGUUACCUCCUCCGCCAUCCAGAUGGUGUUUGGGGAUACGAUUUUGGCCGCAAUCAUGACGGCCAGGAGACUCACCAGGGAGCAGUACGCGUGCAACCAUCCUGCCGGAAGGAUCGGAAAGAGCCUCAUCUUCAAGAUCUCCGAUCAAUUGAAGGAUAGAGUGCCAAGCCACAUAACCUUGAUAUUUGUGCUCAAAUAUCAUGCCACUAGCAAUGUUGGAGGGAUAGAUAGAGGCCUGAGGCAUGAGAUUCAUCAGUUGGACAAUAUGAAUCUUGCUGGGAUUGAGCCGUGA
Messenger RNA from Phalaenopsis equestris, 838 nucleotides. Its product is annotated as probable arabinose 5-phosphate isomerase. The coding region runs from base 68 to 838 and encodes 256 amino acids. The transcript has 3 exons. Gene Ontology annotation, biological process: carbohydrate derivative metabolic process. The record is from RefSeq and is a predicted model, not a curated record. NCBI's taxonomy places the organism in Eukaryota, Viridiplantae, Streptophyta, Magnoliopsida, Asparagales, Orchidaceae. Gene Ontology annotation, molecular function: carbohydrate derivative binding.